Otolemur garnettii (small-eared galago) is the source of this 1794-nucleotide messenger RNA. It is a transcript of the gene PROX2, whose product is annotated as prospero homeobox 2. Gene Ontology annotation, molecular function: RNA polymerase II cis-regulatory region sequence-specific DNA binding; DNA-binding transcription factor activity, RNA polymerase II-specific. NCBI's taxonomy places the organism in Eukaryota, Metazoa, Chordata, Mammalia, Primates, Galagidae. Gene Ontology annotation, biological process: regulation of transcription by RNA polymerase II. The transcript has 4 exons. Gene Ontology annotation, cellular component: nucleus. The record is from RefSeq and is a predicted model, not a curated record. The coding region runs from base 1 to 1794 and encodes 597 amino acids.
AUGGAUCCAAACUCCAUCUUGCUUUCUCCUCAGUCCCGGACCUGCUCCCACCUGACAGAACCCUGUAUGGCAAGGGAGAGAAGCCCAUGCCCCCAGGAGCUAGGUAGAAACUCCCCCUUUCCCUGGGGCCAGGUCCCCAUUGACGCGGUCUGGCUUGGGGAUGAGCAUGUCCAGGCAAAGAGGGCCAGAGUGGAGACCAUCGUCCGAGGCAUGUGUCUGUCUCCCAGCCCUCUGGCGCCAAGUGAUGCUCCAGCCAGGAACAGCCCGUGUUGCCUAGAGAAGGCCCGAGAGCGGAAGAGGAAGCAGAGCCUUCCCAGGCAGCAAGGUUCCCUGAAGCCAGGCCCUGCCCAGGAUGGAGGCAACAGGAAGGGGGGGCCUCGGGUGAGAGAACAACUUCACCUGCUGAGGCGACAGCUGAGACACCUGCAGGCACACAUCCUGCAGGCUGCUGAGCCCAGGGGCACAGCCCAGGGCCCAGACGGCACCGACAAGGGUAAAGGCCCUCUGAGUGUAAAGCAGAGGAAUGGCUGUGGGUCUGGACCCUGGAUCAUGAACAGUGACCACCACCAGGGUUCCAGCAAGGACCUCUCUGGGGCAGAAAAACAUAGAGUGUCUGAGGAUAAAUACCAGUCUGAGGAGGCCAGGUUCCUCUCUUCCAGAGCACAGGCUUUGCUGAAGACUCUGAGGAAAGAACUCAUGGGGGCAGUAUCCCAGGCUGUAGACUCAGUAUUACAAAAGGUGCUACUGGAUCCACCAGGCUGCCUGGCUCAGCUGGGCCAAGACUGCCAGGGACUGGAAGUGCCGGAGGAUAAAACUAAGCCUUCACCCCCUGGGGGCGGGGCCUACAAAGGUCCAUUUGCUCUGACUGCCUUACCCAGGAGGGCCCAGACACAAGCUGGGGUCCCAGUGGGAAACCUACCACUGGCCAAGCCUCUAGAUUCUCCUAGGUACCCUAUCUCUCCACCAAUGAUCUCCAAAUCCUAUCAGGGUCCCCCAGUAAACUGUCCCCUGACUGUGCCUUCCCACAUCCAGGGAAAUCAGAUUCUUAGCCAUCUGCUGGGUCAUGGACCAAGCAGCCAUUGGAACGGCGGUCCUCCCCAGGACUCAUCUUCCCCAAAUCACUCAGAGUCUGCCCUACCAUCUUGGGAAACUGCCAAACUGCGACCAGCAGUGUGGAGCCAGCAGCAGUGCCCUCUGCCCUUCACCUCCACCCGUCUAGAAAGCCUGCCCCUUCUUCCCUCCAUGAAGAUGGAGCAGGGUGGCCUGCGGGCUGUCUCCGAGGCACUUCCUUUCUCCUCGGUCCACAUCCAGGAGGGUCUAAACCCUGGUCAUUUGAAGAAGGCCAAACUCAUGUUCUUUUUCACCCGGUAUCCCAGCUCCAACCUCCUGAAGGCGUAUUUCCCUGAUGUUCAGUUCAACCGUUGCACUACCUCCCAGAUGAUCAAGUGGUUCAGCAACUUUCGUGAGUUUUAUUAUAUCCAAAUGGAAAAAUAUGCCCGGCAAGCAAUUUCAGAUGGUGUUACAAAUCCCCAAAUGCUGGUGGUUCUCCGAGACUCAGAACUUUUUCGAGCUCUCAAUAUGCACUAUAACAAGGGAAAUGACUUUGAGGUCCCAGAUUGCUUCUUGGAAAUCUCCAGCUUGACAUUACAGGAGUUCUUCAGGGCUGUCUCCGCAGGGAAAGACUCAGAUCCUUCCUGGAAGAAACCCAUUUAUAAAAUUAUUUCGAAACUGGACAGUAACAUCCCAGAGACAUUUAAAUCUUCUAGCUGUCCCCAGGAACAGUUGCGGAAUUAA